AUGGAAUUGGAUAUACUAAUAUCUACUUGGAAAUCUACUUGGAAAUUCCCAGAAGUCGGCAUCAAUACUGUCGCAAUGGAGAAAUUGAAGACUUUACUGAUCGCAAAUCGCGGUGAGAUCGCCGUUCGCAUCAUCAAAACAGCCAAGGAGCUAGGUAUCCGUACGAUCGCAAUAUACACAGCCGCCGACGCAACCUCAACCCAUAUUCAGGCGGCAGAUGAGGCUGUCCUACUACCUGGUGACGAUUCUACCGCAUACAUCAACGGAAAUUCCAUCAUCGACAUCGCUCGUUCCAAUCAAGUCGAUGCGAUUAUCCCAGGCUAUGGAUUCCUAUCGGAGAAUGUGGAAUUUGCUCAAGCUAUCGCCAAUGCCGGGAUGGUUUUUGUAGGCCCUCGGUCCGAAGCCAUUGAAGCGUUCGGGCUGAAACAUCGCGCUCGUGAGAUCGCUGUGGCAGCAGGUGUCCCAAUUGUUCCCGGGACGCAGGGACUACUCGUCACAGAAGAUGAGGCAGUGGAAGCGGCAAAUGAAUUAGGAUACCCUGUCAUGCUAAAAGCCACAGGUGGCGGUGGUGGUAUGGGCCUGAUGAUAUGCAAAUCAGUGGAAGAGGUCAGAGAGUCUUUGACGCAAGUCCGCUCCCGAGGAGAAACUUUGUUCAAGAAUUCCGGCGUCUUUAUGGAGCGUUACUAUCCAGAGAGUCAUCAUAUCGAGGUACAGGUUUUUGGUAAUGGUCUGGGAGAUGCAAUGCAUAUCGGAGAGCGAGAGUGCUCAAUUCAACGCCGUCAUCAAAAGGUUAUCGAAGAGUGCCCCAGCCCGUUCGUGGAAAAGCACCCAGGUCUCCGUGAGAGGCUCACCUCUGCGGCGGUCGCUUUAACCAAAUCAAUUUGCUACGGAUCUGCAGGCACCGUCGAAUACUUAGUUGAUGACGUAUCGGGAGAUUUCUUCUUUCUGGAAAUGAACACUCGCCUGCAAGUCGAGCACGGUAUCACCGAGCUCUGUUACAACCUUGAUAUUGUGAAGCUUAUGCUUCAACAAGCUGAUCGGGAGUUGUGCAAUCUCGGAGGUCUGGACAAGGACUAUCUGGAAUCUUUGCAACCAGACAAGCCUGAAGGCUGUGCGAUUGAAGCUCGCGUGUAUGCAGAGAACCCUGCUCGAAACUACUCUCCAUCCCCUGGAUUGCUUCAACAUGUUGAAUGGAAAGAGACGAUCGGCACUCGAAUUGACACGUGGGUCGCUACUGGGACUCGAGUUUCCACAUAUUACGACCCUAUGAUCGCAAAGGUCAUGGUACAUGAUUCCAACCGGACAGCCGCUAUUGAGAAAUUGGGUGAUGUUUUGUCGCACUCAACAAUCUGUGGACCACCGACAAAUUUGGACUUUUUAAACGCCAUCAUUGACUCCAAUAAAUUCCGCACAGGGGAUACAUUGACCAACUUUUUAACCAAUUUCGAGUUCACUCCGGCUGCCAUCGACGUCAUAUCACCAGGUUUGUAUACAACAAUACAGGACUAUCCAGGACGUCCAACUGCUGGGCGUGGAAUUCCGCAAGCAGGACCAAUGGACCCUUUGGCAUUCCAAGUUGCCAACAUUUUGGUUGGGAAUCAUUCCGGCACCGAAGGCCUAGAGAUCACAUUGAAAGGACCAGAACUGCGUUUCCUAGCUCCAGCAUGCAUCUCUGUCUGUGGUGCUCCAAUGGACAUGACACUUGACGGGGCCGACGUUCCAAUGUGGACACGACUCUAUAUCAAACGUGGUCAAAUGCUAUCAAUUGGAAAGCUGAAUGGAUCCGGAGGAUGCCGAGCAUAUCUCGCUGUUCUUGGGGGAUUCCCGGCAAUUGCGCCAUACUUUGGGUCAAAAUCAACAUCGCCUCUACUUGCGAUUGGUGGGUAUCAAGGAAGACCGCUCGCUCCAGGUGAUAUGUUGGCCAUUGCAAAGCUCAAUGCAGAUGGAGCAGAGCCCGAGGUCUCAUUGCCCGCCCAUUUGCGUCCCAUAUACUCCAACCACUGGGAGAUUGAUGCUAUGGUUGGGCCAUACGAUGAGGGCUAUAUUGUAUCUGAAGAUAUUGACAUGAUCUAUAACACAGUCUGGGAUGUCUCACAUAAUGCCACAAGAGGUGGCAUUCGUCUUGUGGGACCUACUCCUAGAUGGGCAAGGGAAGAUGGGGGCGAGGGUGGGCAGCACCCUAGCAACGCAAGUCCCGAUGGCAAAUUUCUUGACAUUAAUCCUACUAGCUCAGCUGACCAUUUCAGUCCUUGCAUCUUCCCCGUUGACGCCCCUGAUCUUGGCGGCUUCAUUUCCUCUACGACGAUUGUGAAAGCCAGUCUAUGGUGUAUGGGUCAACUGAAAUCUGGCGACACUAUUCAAUACCGCAGAGUAUCAUUGAAAGAUGCUCUUCGUGCUCGUUCUGAAUUGGAACAGUUUACGGAAAGUGUUUCCGCACUCGUUGCCGGCCAGUGUAAUAUGGAUUCCAUCCAGCCAAUCUUCCCUUCCAAGUUACGAGAGUCGACUGUUUCUGGAAACUGGGGAAAGGCGUUGAUUUACCAAACUGAAGUGAUUGAAGGUGGGAUUUCCAUGACAUUUAGACAGGGUGGGGAUGAGUUCUUGUUGGUCGAGUUCGGCGAUGGAAAAUUUAAUCUUAAUCAUCGCUGCAGUGUGACAGCAUUGGACCGGGCUUUCAAGGAGUCUCAAGCGUCUGAUGAAGCUUUGAGACGGGCAAUCUACAAGACCACCGGAUGCUGCAAUUCGCUCCUGAUCCACUACGAUGGUCUGAAGCUCCCCCAAGACAACCUUGUCAACCUUUUGGUAUCGUUGCAAAAAGCCGUUGGAGAUCUCAGCAGCUCAAAAGUCCCAAGCCGAAAGUUCCGUCUUCCCAUCUGCUUCGAAAGCCCGGCUCAACAAGAAGCCGUCCAGCGAUACAUCGAGACACAAAGACCACAUGCACCAUUCUUACCCAAUAACAUGGACUUCGUGGCUAAUAUAAAUGGGGUUACGUAUGAUGAACUGAUCGAUAUUUUCCUUUCGGUCGAGUUCAUGGCGAUUUGUGUCGGGUUCUUCUGUGGCGAUACCAUUUGUCUGCCAGUUGAUCCCCGCUAUCGCUUGAUAUGCCCCAAACAGAACCCUAGCCGGGUGUACACCCCAGAAGGUAGUGUCAGCUGGGGUGGAUCAUGCAUGAACAUCUAUCCCGUUGAUUCCCCUGGAGGGUACCAGAUGACAGGCCAAACUAUUCCAUGUUUCGACCAAUUGGGAGUCAAACCAGACUUCUCGGCAAGUCAGCCAGGUCUGUUCCGCGACUUCGAUCAGAUUACCUUCUAUCGAGUGGGAAAGGAAGAGCUUGAGCGUGAUAUGGCGCGCUUCCGGUCUGGUUGUUACAAAUUCCAGUACGAAGAUGCCAUUUUCGAUAUGAGCAACCACAACCGUCUACUUGGGGAAACUAGAGAUGAAGUAGCGGAAUUUAAGUCUCGCCAAGCUACGGCACAGGUAAAAAUGUUAGCCCUGGAAAAGGAAUCAAUGGACAGAUGGAUAGCCGAGAAAGCGCAAAACCACGUUCCCGUUGAUGAAAUUGCGCUCCUGAGGGAAGACCCUGACAUUCUAACAUUGUAUGCUCCGCUCGAUGCAAACGUGUGGAAGGUCAACUUUGCAGAUGGUAGUGUUAUCCGCUCUGCUCAAGUUGUUGUCAUACUAGAGGCAAUGAAGAUGGAAAUCUCCGUCUCCUACGAUGGGGACAAGAGAGAUGGCAUUGAUGAGUCUUUCACGAUUGAGAAAGUACUCGUCCAACCAGGCGACACCGUUCGGGCCGGAGAUGCGCUGGUAUUUUUGAGAAAGGUUUGA
Messenger RNA from Penicillium verrucosum, 3825 nucleotides. Its product is annotated as bifunctional urea carboxylase/allophanate hydrolase. The transcript has 15 exons. Bases 1 to 3825 code for a protein of 1274 amino acids. The record is from RefSeq and is a predicted model, not a curated record. Gene Ontology annotation, molecular function: ATP binding; metal ion binding. Lineage: Eukaryota; Fungi; Ascomycota; Eurotiomycetes; Eurotiales; Aspergillaceae.